AACCUUUGAAGGUUUAAGAUCGAUGAUAAACCUUUCGAAAAAACCUUUAAGGGUUUUUUAAGGGGUUUAGUUCGCUUACUAAACCCUUUAAGGUUUAGUAAACGACGCUUUUUUUUUAGAGUGUAGAAGAUUAUUGGACAGGACUUAUUUUUGAAAGUUACCAAAUGAAUGACAAUGGUUUUCUUAAUUUAAGAGAAAUUUACGCGAGAUAACUAUUGGAAAAUGAAGAAUAGACAGAACUUUCCAUUGAUAGUUAUAAAACGAGGAAAGUACUGACUAUUUACCUUUUUUUUUUAACCAAUCACUCACUUAAUCAUCCCAUUGUUAAACUGUUAAUCUCAAUAGAAAAUUUUCAAAAACAAUCCGUUUCUGAUUAUAUAUCUGUUUGUAAUGCACAUAAGAUGUAUGUACUAAUCUAAUGAAUUUACACAUUGAAUAGUUUAUUGCUAACAAUGACAUUUUUAUUGACCUUCGUAUUCUUUUCAUACAAAAUAUUUAUAUAUUUUUUAUAUUAGUUCUCUCUCAAUUAAUCAUUUUUCAAUUGAUCAUUGAAAAUUUUCAAUGAGUGUAGAUGAAAGAAACAUGCAAUUAUCACCUAGUCUAUUAUUAAAAGUACGAUGUAAAUGCUAAUUUUAUGACACACUCUUUAUUAGAGAAAAAUUAUCAGCCAUAUUUCCUCAUUACAAAUGUAAAUACAUUUAGAAAGAGAAAGAAAGUUUAAGUAUUUAAAGAAGAGAAAGAAAGAAAAGAAAAGAAAGAAAAAAAAAAGGAGGAAAACGAACAGGUGAGACAAUUAAACAUUGUUGUUUUAUUCUCAAUAUUUUUAUUAUCAUUUACUUUGAACGCGAUGAUAAUGAAGUUCAACAACACUCUCGUUUUUUUUUCUUCUUCUUGUCUUCCAGGUGUUGAGGAUAUAUGGUCGAAAAAACCUAUAUUAAAAUGAUUUCCGUUUUUCACUAAAUAGGUGAGUGAUCAAAAAUUAAAUAUAUUUUCUAAAAUAAGAUUUUCUUUCGUCUUUUAACACACUAUAUAUGCUACAUAGAAAGAUAUUUUUGUAUGUUUUGUUUAUUUCUUUUUUUCAUCAUUUAACAUCAAGUUGAACAAUUUUUGUUUUAAAUUUUAGAUGCAAACAGUUAUUUUUCUAAUGUCCAUUUUUAUUCUUUUUUCUCUUGUCCAUUUCUGUGUUGUUUAUUCUAAUUCACCACGUAUAAUCACAAUUCACGUUGAUGAAGAAAUACCAUUAAAUACGGUAUUGUUUACAUAUUUACCAACCGAUUUAUCUACCUAUCGUUUAUUUGAUACAAAUCGUAAUCAUAAUUCAUUUGUUAAAUUUGAUUCACAAACAGGACGUUUAAUAUUACAACGUUCAAUUGAUCGUGAACGAUUAUGUAUUGAACAUAUAUGUGAUUGUUUAAAAUGUGAAUUAAAAAUAGAAAUAAUUGAAUGGCAACAAGCAACAACAACCUAUUCUGUUUUAAAAUUAAUAUUAAUUAUUGAUGAUAUUAAUGAUAAUUAUCCAAUAUUUAAUCGUAAUUCUUAUGAAUUAAAUAUUAUGGAAAAUGUACCAAAAAAUUUUUUAUUACAAUUAGAAUCAGCUAGUGAUGCUGAUUUAAAUAAUAAUGGUAAAAUUGGUUAUGAAUUAAUAUCAUUGAAUAAAUCAUUAUCAUUACCAUUUGUAUUAUAUCAUAAUGAAAAAACGAAUACUAUAGCAUUACGAGUAAUUGAAGAAUUAGAUCGAGAAUUAACGGAUACAUAUUUAUAUCGUUUAAUAGCGUACGAUUAUGGUCAUCCAAGAAAACAAAGUUCAACCAUUCUUCAUAUUAUAGUUAAUGAUGUUAAUGAUAAUAUACCUGUAUUGGAACAUCAAUUGAUUAAGUUAAAUAUUAGUGAAGAUACUUCAAUUGGAACAGAAUUAACAAGAAUAAAUGCCACCGAUGCUGAUAUUGGAUUGAACGGAAAACUCCGUUAUUCCAUAACAAAUGGUAUUCCAUCUGUAUGGAUCGAUCAUUUUCGUAUUAAUGAAAUAACAGGAGUUUUAACUCUUGUUGGUCCCGUUGAUUAUGAAUCUGAACAAUAUUUUCGUCUAACUGUACAAGUUAAAGAUCUUGGUGAAAGUUCCAUGCCAGUAUUUUGUACAAUUGAAUUAAAUAUCACAGAUAGAAAUGAUAAUGGUCCCAAUGUUUACAUUACAUUUGUUGAACAACUCGACUAUGGAUUGUAUGAAAAUCGUUCAACAAUUUACAUUCGAGAAAAUAUUCAAUCGGGACAAAUUAUUGCGCAUGUAGCAGUAAACGAUUUGGAUUCGAAUGAAAAUGGGCAAUUAGAAUGGAAAAUUGAGAGUAAACUAUUACAAACAAAAACCAUUGAUAAUCAAUCUUUUCUACUUAUAACUCGUAAUGAUAUGAUAAUUGAUCGUGAAAAACAAGAUCAUGAUAAAUUAAUUCUUAUUGUCAAUGAUAAAGGUAUACCAAAAAAGACAAUUCGAAUGGAAUAUAACAUCAUAGUUAUGGAUGAAAAUGAUAAUGAACCUAUAUUUAAUGAAACAAAUUGUAAUAUUCAAUUAAUUGGAAAUAAAACACACGGUAAAUAUUUAAAAUCUAUUAUGAUAUCGAAAAACCUUGGCAGGGUACCACAUAAAGAUCCAUUAUUUAUUGUUAAUGCAUAUGAUAUCGAUAUUAAUGAAAAUAGUCGUAUAUCGUAUAAAAUAGCACCGCCCAAUGAUAAAUAUUUUUAUAUUACAUUUGAUGGUGAAGUAUAUGUGAAUAAUACACUUGAUUAUGAAACAGCAAGAGAAUAUAAAUUAGAAAUAAUUGCACAAGAUAAUGGUAUAUCUGUUCAAUUAAAUAAAACAAAACAAUGUCUAAUAUCAAUUCAAAAUUUAAAUAAUUAUCGAUCGAUUUUUGAAAAAGAUAAUUAUGAAUAUUAUUUAGAUGAGAAUAGUCAAGUGCCAUCUACAAUUGGACAAAUACAUGUUAAUGAUUAUGAUCAUACUAAACAAUUAUAUUAUUCACUUAUAUCAAAUAUAACAUUUCUUCCAUUUAGUAUAGAUGAAUAUGGUACACUUAUACUUGUUCGACCACUCGAUUAUGAACAAAUUAAACAAUAUAAUUUUUUUGUCAAUGUAAAAGAUAAUGAACAAUUAAAAAUUAAUGUACCAGUUCGAAUCUAUGUUCAAAAUAUAAAUGAUAAUUGUGCAAAAGUUCAUAUUACAUCCAAUAUAUUCUAUAUUAAUAUUGAUAAUUUAACAGAUAAUUAUGAUAACCGUAAACAAUUAGGACAAAUUCAAAUUGAAGAUGCUGAUAAUGAUACAGCCAUAUUAACAAUAUUAAAUUCACAACAAUCUCCUGUUGAAUUAAUACAAUUAUCUCAUAAUCAAUAUAGCAUUUUUCCAGUUAAUAAGUCAAAAUUAUUUGAAGGGCAAUAUUUAAUUGAAGUUAAUGUAUUUGACGGACAUUAUACAUAUAUUGAACGAUGUGAUUUAGCAAUAAAAAUAAUGGUUGUUUGUGGUACAAAUCAAACGAAUAAAACAAGAGCUUUAUUAUUAGGUGAAGAAGAAUUAUUACGAAUUCUACAACAAAAAUCAACAUCAAUAACAUCAUCUACGAAAAUUCAUCGAUACUAUUAUUAUUUAAUUACUUUUUUAUGUUUUAUUAUUGUACUUUCGUUUGGUACAAUAUUGACUGCUAUAUGUUUACAUACAAUUAUGUGUAGUAGUCAAAGUAGACGAUAUAAUUGUAAACGAAAAACAAUUGAAUAUCAACAACAACAACAAAAAUUGUACGAUAAAUAUAUUGGAGAUAAUGGUAGUAGUGGUGAUGGUAGUAGUAGCAGUAAUAAUAUGGGUAGAAAAGAUGAUUUAUUAUUACAUGAAAGACAAAUGUUGGUGAAUAGUGAUGAUGCAUCAUUUGAAUCCGACUCGACAAACGAAAGAACAAGAAAUAUUUUAUCAAAUAGUAUCAACGUUGAUCAAACAUUAUUACGACCCAGCACUGGUGACAGAAAUCUUCGAAUACGCAAUAGUUAUCCGCCACCAUACUUAUCCAUGAGAAACAUGUUGGAAAAGAAAAGUUUGACACCAACUCCUUACAAACCUAGAGACAGUGGUUAUGAAUCAAUGGAUGCUGAUUCAUCGUCACCUUCACAACAACAACCAUCACAUCAAAUUCAUUAUACAAAACGCUUAUUAAUUAGAAGAGAUUUACAUAAACCGUGUAACUGGUAUCGCCAUAAAAACGAUGGCGUCGAUCUGACUGUAAAUACUCAUGUAACCGGUAUAUCAAGUAUAUCAUCAUCAAGGUCAACAACAAGUACCAUGAAUGAACGUCCAUCACCACCACAACAACAUUCGUCCGCUAAUAAUUUACACUAUUUUAAAGAAACAGAAAUGCAAACGUUUCGUCGACCGACAGUUCGAUUAGCUGAAGAAGAAAAAAUUGAUGUAUAG
Messenger RNA from Didymodactylos carnosus, 4444 nucleotides. The record is from the annotation of a GenBank genome assembly. Lineage: Eukaryota; Metazoa; Rotifera; Eurotatoria; Philodinida; Philodinidae.